UGACGGUUAGGUUAUGUAAUCAUAUUAAACAGUCGCAACAACAUUUCCUCAACUACAAGUUCCUCUUGGAACACACUACCUUGCGAACAUCACCGCGUGAAUCCCGCACAGCCUGUCCACUGAACUCCGCUGUUCCCCACCCUGCCAUUUCCCCAGCCGUUUCCAGCCCGGAUCUUUCCCAGACAUCCAAGUGGGCCACACUCUUGAAAAACUUGGUUGCCUGCCUGCAAACCGCAUCGUCUUAAGCUUUCAUUCAGCCGGUCAUCUUUGGUUUCGCCUUCAAGUACGAUCUUGUACGCUCCAUACUCCUUUCAUCGACUAGGACAGCUUGAAUACAUCUCAUCAGCGGCUCACUUAACCACCCCAUCUUCCUUGAGGCUCCCCCGCCUUGGUGGUUCAACUGCGGGAUCAAAUCAUGUUCCGCGCACAGCAAAAUGCAUUUGACGAUGCCGUUGCCAAGGCGACGGAUGAGAACUUGACAUCGGAAAAUUGGGAAUUUAUUCUUGAUGUUUGUGAUAAGGUUGGCAGUGAGGAUACGGGCGCGAAAGAUGCGGUUGCUGCAAUGAUAAAGCGACUUGCGCAUCGGAAUGCUAACGUGCAACUUUAUACCUUGGAACUUGCUAAUGCCCUUUCGCAAAAUUGCGGGGUGAACAUGCACCGUGAGCUGGCUUCGAGAAGUUUUACGGAUUCCCUUCUACGCCUCGCAAACGAUCGGAACACACACCAACAAGUGAAGGCGAAGAUACUAGAGCGGAUGGAAGAAUGGACAGAGAUGUUUUCUAGCAAUCCUGACUUCGGUAUUAUGGAGCAGGCUUAUAUGAAACUCAAGUCGCAGAAUCCAAAUCUUCAACCACCAUCGAAACCAACGAAGCGGCAAAUUACCGAUUUUGACCGGCAGAAGGAGGAAGAGGAACUUCAGAUGGCGCUCGCAUUGUCUAUUAAGGAUAAAUCUUCUUCUUCUUCAACCCAUAACAACACCGCUGCACAGCGUACGACCAGUCAGGAUAGCCAGGGCCAGCCUGCACCGUCCCAGCUUCUUCCAUCAGGUACUACCGCAGCCACCGUUUCUCGGGUUCGAGCCCUAUAUGACUUUCAACCAUCUGAGCCCGGAGAACUCCAGUUCCGCAAGGGUGAUGUUAUUGCGGUGCUCGAAUCUGUUUACAAAGAUUGGUGGAAAGGUUCUCUGCGGGGCCAAACCGGAAUCUUCCCCCUUAACUAUGUUGAGAAACUAUCAGAUCCCACCCAAGAGGAGCUCCAAAGAGAAGCUCAAAUGGAGGCUGAAGUUUUCGCCGAAAUAAAAAAUGUAGAGAAACUUUUGACGCUUUUGAGCACCAGUAGUUCAGAAUUGAACGUCCAGGAGAACGACGAAAUCACAACUCUAUAUCAUUCUACGCUUGCCAUACGCCCAAAACUUAUUGAAUUGAUUGGAAAGUACUCACAGAAGAAAGACGACUUUACCCAACUUAAUGAAAAGUUCAUCAAAGCUCGAAGAGACUACGAAUCCCUUCUAGAGGCCUCGAUGGCCCAUCCAUCACAGCCGCAUUACGGACGGCCGCCACAGUCUGCAUACAGCUAUCCAGUGCAAAGUGCAUCCCCUGGAUACCCUCAGGGGGUUCAACAGGACGAAGCCCAUCAUUACUAUGCCGCUCACCCACAAGACGGCCCAAAACCUUUCCAAUCUAGCCAAACUCCGUUCUACAGCUCCGAGCAAGUUCCGCUCCCCUACCCGAACAAUGUGCAGACUCCUGAUACCAGACAACGAACACCCAGCGGCACACGCCCCUUGCAACAAUCUCAGCAGCAACCCCCCUCUGACACGUACGGAGCAAAUGGUCUUGUUCAUAACCACGCUCAGAAUUCCUCCGACCACCCCCAGGAGCUUGGAACAUCAGUAUAUGACUCCCCGCAAGACAGCGUCCCGCCAAAUAUUCGACAUUCUUACCACUCGCCAAGCCAUCAACCAAGCCACCAGGUUCAACCACAGCCGGCUGACUUUUCUUCUCUUCCAUACUCGCCUGUGGGUAACCCCCAGUCACAAACUCCAUCUCUAAAUCAACCUUAUACUGCACAAUCACACCCACCUCAACAUAUUCAACAGCAUCAACAGCUCGCUACGUCAGCUCCUAGCCAACCUCACCAAGCACCUCCAUCUGUCCCAUCCAGUAGUCCAGGUCAGCCUCCGUACCCUACAGCCCCUGCUGCAGCGCGGCCAGGACCAGGCAGUGGGAGUUACCAGUCCUAUCAUCCACCAAGCGGCCCACAAGCAACUUCUUCAAACGUAAACCUAAACCCAAGUUCCUUCUAUCGGUAAAUAUGUGUUCUUCAUUUGCCAAAGAUUCCAACCCAUGUCCCAAUGGGAAAUUGGGCAGAUAGCAAACCUUUUCUACUAUCCUCCGCCCCUAGGAUUUCGGCGAUCUUGGUUGGAGGAUGCACGCAGGCGUUUACGGAAUUUCCUCCAGUUAGUAUUCAUUUGCCUCUUUGUAAACAGUUCACAGGUCAAUCCAAUUUUGCGGACAUUGCUUUUAUGUUGUUUUUCUCCUAGUUGACUAAAACUUUCUUGUUUGUUCUGGUAUAAGAGAAUGAAAGUCUAUGCUUUAUAGUCCUAGUAAUAUUCUCGCUGCCUCCGUCUUUUUCAAUUUCCGUAUCAUCUACUAGAUGUAUACCCUGCAUACCGGCUUUUGCGGUGUCACUGGGUUCCUGUCAGUUCGCGUGUGAUUAUACCUCACGAUUCCUACAUAUAUUUAUGAGCCUGUAGCUUCCUCCCCCAAGCCAUGUCGACUUGGGUUGAUACGUAUUGAUUGUUAUAAUAGCUAAUCUAAAUCACUUUUGGAAGUCCACUGCUAAAGCGGGCUUGAAUUAAAUUAUUUACUCUAGCAUUGAAUGAAACUGGUUUCGGAAUGCCACGCUCGGCUCAUUGGGCACACCGGGGCGGGGAGCUGCUGGAGUCACGUGUCAUUGUGUUCUCCCAGCGAGCCCUGCUCAGCUACCUA
Molecule: messenger RNA, 2990 nt
Organism: Blastomyces gilchristii SLH14081
Lineage: Eukaryota; Fungi; Ascomycota; Eurotiomycetes; Onygenales; Ajellomycetaceae
Product: signal transducing adaptor molecule
Exons: 9
Coding region: 416-2311 (631 amino acids)
Biological process (GO): protein transport to vacuole involved in ubiquitin-dependent protein catabolic process via the multivesicular body sorting pathway
Cellular component (GO): ESCRT-0 complex
Molecular function (GO): phosphatidylinositol binding; ubiquitin binding
Source: RefSeq, a predicted model, not a curated record